Messenger RNA from Glycine soja, 1170 nucleotides. RefSeq lists its product as uncharacterized. The coding region runs from base 1 to 1170 and encodes 389 amino acids. Gene Ontology annotation, molecular function: nucleic acid binding; RNA-DNA hybrid ribonuclease activity. The transcript has 3 exons. The record is from RefSeq and is a predicted model, not a curated record. NCBI's taxonomy places the organism in Eukaryota, Viridiplantae, Streptophyta, Magnoliopsida, Fabales, Fabaceae.
AUGGAAAAGACAACUUUUGUCACCUUAUGGGGAACUUUCUGCUACAAGGUGAUGUCCUUUGGGCUCAAGAACGCUAGGGCAACUUACCAGCGGGCUAUGGUGGCGUUAUUCCAUGACAUGAUGCAUAAAGAGAUCAAAGUCUACGUGGAUGACAUGACCGCUAAAUCAAAGACCGAGGAUGAACACCAUGUCAACUUGCGAAAAUUGUUCAAGCAGCUGCGUAAAUAUCGAUUAAGGCUGAAUCCCACAAAGUGUACUUUUGGGGUCAAAUCCAGAAAGUUGCUCGGUUUUAUUGUGAGUCAGAAAGGAAUAGAGGUAGACCCAGACAAGGUAAAGGCCAUCCUCGAAAUGCCCGAGCCACGCACCGAGAAGCAGUCUGUCCAAUGGGACAAUGAUUGUCAAGUGGCGUUCAAAAGGAUUAAAUGGUGUCUCAUGAAUCCUUUUGUGCUCGUUCCACUGGUGCCUGGAAGACCCCUUAUCUUGUAUAUGACUGUGUUAGAUGAGUCAAUGGGGUGUGUGUUGGGACAACAUGACGAGUUUGGAAAAAGGGGAACCGGUUGUCUAUUACUUGAGCAAGAAGUUCACAGCAUGCGAGAUGAACUACUCUUUGCUAGAAAGGACAUGUUAUGCCUUGGGGUGGGUGGCUCAUUGUCUGAGGCAGUUCAUGCUGAAUUACACCAUUUGAAGGCGAUAAAGGGGAGUGCCUUGGCUGAUUACCUAGCUCAACAACCCAUCAAUGACUAUCAACCUAUGCAUCCAAAAUUCCCUGAUGAGGACAUCAUGACCUUGUUUGAGGAGGAAGUGGAUGAUAAGGAUAGGGACAAAUCGAUCGUGUGGUUUGACGGUGCGUCUAAUGCACUAGGCCAUGGAGUUGGGGCAGUAUUGGUUUCCCCAAGCAAACAUUAUAUACCUUUCACAGCUAGGUUGGGUUUCGACUGCACAAACAACAUAGCUGAGUAUGAGGCGUGUGCCCUCGGGAUCCAAGCGACAGUUAACUUCAAGGUCAAGUUGCUCAAGGUAUAUGGGGACUCGGCCUUGGUAAUUCACCAGUUGAAGGGUGAAUGGGAGACCAGAGACCACAAAUUGGUGCUUUACCAGGCUUACAUCAGGAAGUUGAUAGAAUUCUUUGAUGACAUAUCUUUUCAUCACAUUCCUAGAGAAGAAAAUUAG